This is a messenger RNA of Carassius auratus (goldfish), 906 nucleotides long. RefSeq names its product C3a anaphylatoxin chemotactic receptor-like. Gene Ontology annotation, molecular function: G protein-coupled receptor activity; complement receptor activity. The record is from RefSeq and is a predicted model, not a curated record. The transcript has a single exon. Bases 1 to 906 code for a protein of 301 amino acids. Lineage: Eukaryota; Metazoa; Chordata; Actinopteri; Cypriniformes; Cyprinidae. Gene Ontology annotation, biological process: positive regulation of cytosolic calcium ion concentration; phospholipase C-activating G protein-coupled receptor signaling pathway; complement receptor mediated signaling pathway. Gene Ontology annotation, cellular component: plasma membrane.
AUGACCGGAGGCACUAUGCAGCAAGAGGGAUUUACAAGCUUUCAGAUUUUUGAAUUCUGCAUUUUAUUUGCCACCUGUGUAGUGGGUCUCAUUGGAAAUGGACUUGUAAUAUUUCUGACUGGCUGCAGAAUGAAGACGACCGUCAACACCAUUUGGUUUCUCAACUUAGCGAUUGCAGACUUCAUCUUCUUGUUGUCUUCAAUCAUAGAUCAUCUUUCAACUUUGGGCCAGUUGAGUCUUUACUUCAUGAGUUACAUUGUCCAGAUAAUGUUAAAUCUAAAUCUGUAUGCUAGUAUUUUCUUUCUUGUAGUUAUCAGUCUGGACCGAUGCCUGUGCACAUGGUUGGUUGUUUGGGCUAGAAAUAAACGAACUACACUUAAAGCCACGAUCAUCUGCAUAAUUGUGUGGGUUUCAUCCAUUGGCUGCAGCAUUCCUUUCUUUACAGUUAAUACGUUUACUCGUGCGUCUUUGAUCACAUAUGACUUUACAGUGGGCUUCCUCAUCCCCUUUCUGAUCAUUGCAUCUUCAUACACAGCUAUUGGACUACGAAUCAAACGCCUCAAAAUGGUGAAGCAGUUCAGGUCAUACCGAGUCAUUAUAACUGUAACUCUGGCUUUUUUCAUAUGUUGGUUUCCAUACCAUGUUUGCGUUUUUUAUGAAGUAGGAAAUAACUGGAGUGAUGAAGUAUUGCAGAGAGCAAAGAAUGUCAGUAUUUACCUGAUUCAUCUCAACAGCUGUCUGAACCCCAUUCUCUAUGUGUUCAUGUGUGAUGAGUAUAAGAAGAAGCUUAAACAGUCUCUGCUGCUGGUGCUGGAGACGGCUUUUGCUGAAGAUCAUCUGGACUUUAAGACAGACGCAAAAGAACGAUCAGAACAUGAAAACUCAACUGAACUGUUGGAUAUGUAG